AUAUAUAUAUAUAUAAGUGUCCCUCUUUGUUGGGAAGGGGUCAUCAACUUUGGGCUUGAUCAGGCAUUGUUACUUUCCUGUGUUAAACAUCCCUGAAUGAAUCUGCGAUUGGUCAGUUGCCCUUCCAGAUGCCCACACAAACAGUCCCUGUCACUAACGCUAACGUUCAAGGGAUAUCCUGGGAAAAACUUGGAAAACCCAGGUUGGCCGUUGGACAGGCUAUGUCAGUUCGGGUCUUGGGAUUGUAUGAAAUGGCCCGAAUUCAAUUCCAUUGUUUUCUACACGUCAGUCAUCAGAGAUAUUUGUUCUAUGCCCAAUGAUCACUCCCUAGGAGUGAUGGAUGAACACCUGCUCAAAGUUUGUCUUCCUGUUGUGUCUUAGGUGGCAAUGAGGAAUCCUGACACUCACAGAUAAUGCAUGUAACAAGCAGACCGACAUAAUACAUGCAGCACACGUUGAUAGUUUAUGUGGACUGGUUCAUAACACUGUGCACUGAGUUGUUUUAACACACCCAACCGUUACCUUUGUCAUAGAGAUGGGGGGGAGUUUAGAGGUAGGGAGAGUUGACUGUUGGGUGUAAAAAUGCUACUUUUUUUUUUUUUUUUUUUUUUACAGAAUGAAAGCAUUAAUCACAUAAGAGUAUAAAGCUACAGUAUAUGAACAGGAGUACAGUUGGGGAUAACUAGCUGUCUCUUUUCACUGUAAAAUGAUCAAAUGAAAUAAAAUGACAAAAUGUUUCCCAUGGAUGUAUGACUGGUGGGAGUUUAAGGCGCCCUCAUGGUAUGUCACCACAAAACUGUUUGUUCAUUUAGAUAUGGAGGAAAUGGUCUACGUUCAGUUGGCCUGAUACAAUAACAGUGUGACACAGAAGCAAUUUGAAGGUGUCGCAUAUGAGGGUUAGGCUCAGGAAAUAAUAGCCGGGAAUUUAUUGUGGAGCUUGUAAAAUUAGAUCUUUACUUCCAUUGGCAGGUGUGUGAAUAAACUAGAAGAAAAAGUAAAAGGGACAGCAGACAUACAAAUAAAGGAGCCUGGACAGUUUAAUGUGUCUAAGUAAAGUGGAAUGAAUAACCUUUACUCAACGUCACCAUGGUGAUCAGUGGGCUGGUCUGGUACUGUGCAGCUCUCUGGGACAAGAGAUAGGAGCAUAAGGAGCCUGUGACGUUUAUCCCCUCCCCUCUCCUUCACAUUCCCAAAGCGAACCCAGGCAAAGGAGUGACAAACCCUCACUAUAUUGAAUUAGAGCCUAUGUGAAAUAGCGGCUUAAGGAAAAAUUGCUUGAGAAACACUUACGACUGCUACUAGAAAAUGUCACAAAAGUCUAUCUUUAGUUGAGUUACAAUUGGCCCAGAGGCUCAAAUAGUGUUACCGGAGUGCUGAAGGAUGGCUUGCUCUGCUGUGCCCAGUGGACUAUGAUUUACUUACUGGACAGCUUAUAUGGAUGUAGAAAGUCUGUACCCCGAACCACAACUUUUUGAAAACUCACUUUGCACCAACCCGGCACUGAAAUCCUGAAAUAAAACCACUCCUGACAAUUGAUGGCUUGUCCUUGCCAAUGUCACUCGGAGAGAUCACUGUCCAUGCUCCUGUGUCCGGAGCCCACUCAUGUGAAGGCUGCGUUGGAAGUUCUGAGUAGGUCUGCUCAGGAGAGCAGAAAGCAGCUGGUGGUGGAGAUACUGAAGGAUCCUAAGAGAGAGCGCUACAUCAGGACACUAGAAUAUUUACUCAGCUCCACAGACUCAUGGCUUUGCAGUACUGCAGCCUAUCUUCUUGGAGUCCUGGUGGAGAGAGAGGAGGUUGUGCAGCAGCUCAAGGCCAAGGCUCCAAAGAGCAGCAACAGCCUUGUUGGGACUCUAGGGAAGCUCCUAACCAGACAUGAUCCAGACAUUGUGAUGAAUGCUGCUGGUGCUUUAGCCUCUUUGGUUGAGAGCUCGGCUGGACGUGGGUGGCUACAGAGAGACCAGGCUGUGUUUGGUCAGCUCUUGACCAGCCUGUUGACCCUGCUGGACCACGGACCGGAGAGCAUGGUGAACUCUGCAGCCCUGAUCCUGGCCAGGCUGUCCCUGUGUGAUGUGGCCUGCCAAGGCCUGUUACGCCACCCCUCAGCCCCCAGCACCUUGGGCUGCCUGGUACAAUGCCUGGCACACAGCCAUACAGACACGGCUAUGAAUGCAGCCUUUGCUUUGGGUCGUCUGUGUGGAAGUGAAAGAGGCAGGAGUCUCAUUCUGACAUUUGCGCCAGAGUACCAACUGGUUCACAGUCUGCAAGCCCUCAUGAGUGAGGUGGCUGGGCCAGAGGCAGGACAGACAGCCUGUUUUGCAUUGAGUUGCCUAGUAACAGAAGAAGAUGGACACGCUCUGGUGCUGGGUAGCCCAUCCCUUCCCAGCCUUCUUGAUGCUCUUCUCUACCGCUUACAAACAGAAGACCAGGACAGUGCCUGGUUUGCUGCCAUGGCAGUGAAAGUGUUCGUGUCACGACCGGCUGGAGUGUUACACGUGCGAGAGCACAGGUCUCUGAGGGAGCGACUGAAGUCUCUCUCCAGCUCUCCCUCCAUUGGCAAGGAUCUCAGGGAGGAAGUGACCUCAUGUCUUAGGAAGCUGGAGCCACUUGUUAAGCCAUUGCCCCCGACAACUAGGCGCCUCCCAUCUGGGGCCUGCACUGUGUCAUGGGAGAAGUGUUUCCCUGAGAGUGGCCUAGAGGUCACUUACAGCCUUCUGGACAGAGAGAUAGUUAUGUAUCGUGGAACCCAAUGUCACGUGACUUUACCGGUAUCAGUCCUCAAACCUGGACAUGAGUUCUCACUCCGACUGAUCCACUCUUCCGCUGAUGGAGACACCAGCCCCUGCAGCGAGCCUGUGCUAUUGGUCAUAGAAUCAGAGGAGACGGGGGCAAGGCCUGGUCCUCCACAGAAGCUGCGCGUGAUUGGAUGCACAGCCUCUCAUGUGCGACUGAGUUGGGUUGCGCCGGCGGGUGAGCUGAAGCCCCAGGUGUAUCAGCUGUAUCGUGGUGAAACACUACUAGAUACCACAACAGAGCUGAGGGCUGUAGUGGGUGGUCUGUCCCCGGGAACCCUUUUCCAGCUGGGUGUGUGCGCAGUGGGGCCAGGGGAAGAGGUUGGCCCCUGUGCGGAGGUGGAGGUCCGUACAGCCAAGGACCAGGACCACGCACCCAGCGGCCUGACCAUGGUGGUGCUGGGCAGGCAUGAGCUGCAGAUCAUGUGGGGGGCUCCCCUGGUGCCCCUGGGUCGCCUGUUCAACUAUGAGCUGAGGCUGAAUGAUUGCGUGGCUUACUUGGGCACGGCGCGUGCUCACACUGCCCGCCGUCUGGCCGCCAACACGGCCUACACCUGUACUGUAACGGCCAUCACCACCAGAGGGCGCUCUCAGAGCCGGUCCGUCACUAAGAGGACCGCUCGCGACGAGUACCCGUACACACAGAGGUGUCUGUACUCCUCCAGCCGUCAGCCUCCUCCUAAGACUCCUUCAUCACCCCCAUCAGUCACAGAGGCAACAGAGGUCAGACGAAAGGUCACAGAGAUCGUGGAAAAGGCCAAGAAACCCCACUCUGCACACGACCAUCUGACCAAGGUCCAUCUGUCCAGCAGGCAAUACAGAGGGACUGAUCACGACAGCGAGAGACACAGGCAACCUUUGGUCUCCACUUCAUCUGCUGGCUGUGAAAGCAGCAAAAUGGAAUCAUCUGAGAUGAUGACCAUGGGGCUGGUGAAUGGAUAUGAUGCAAAGGCCUUAUGGAGGAGAGCCAAAGAGAGGGCAGGAGUAUCUGUCUGCCCUGCUGGGCUUCCAGUCCGACCCCUGCUCCAUCUCCAGGCUAAGACUGAGGAAAACCUGCUUGAGAGGCAGUCCCACCGUGGCCUGGACCAGCAUUUAGACCCUUCAUGCCUCAGGGCCCAAAUAAGCCCAUGGAUGCUUCUCCAGUGGAGUGCUCUCAGAAGACGACCUAGAGACAGAGGAAAACUCCCCUGUAUCCCCCAUCAUUUAGAUGCAGUGAAGUUAGUCCAUCCCAUUCCUCCCUCCUACCCACAACUGGACUGGACAGGAAACUAUAAAGACAAGCUGCUGAGAGACCGGACAAGGCUUUUGACAGGACCAAGAGUGCAGAGCGAAAUCCGAGGAAGACAUCCCCUAACAACAAACUGGACCAAGCUUAGCUGAUAAUGAUCCGUAGAGGAUCAAAAUCUAAAACAAGCAGAGAAUGGUGCUGCUUCAGAGAAUGGUGCUGCUUCAGAGAAUGGUGCUGCUUCAGAGAAUGGUGCUGCUUCAGAGAAUGGGUUUUGGGGGCUCGUCUCAAUACCAGUGAUUUUCAUAAAGACUGUGUGAAUGGAAAAAUGUAAUAAUCAACUGUUUCAGGCUUGUUAUUCAGUAUUAAUGCCCGGAAUUCAAUUUUUUUUAAAUGUUUUGUUUAUUUUGAUGCCGAUGUUUGUUUCAAAUCAAUGAUGUUAAAUGAGUGAAUCUCAAAUCAUAGCUCCUCAUUUUUGCAUCAAUCAUAUGGUUAAAGAAGUAUUACUCAGCAGAAAAUAAACUAUCCCACCAAACAAAAUAUUUUUCUGUCCCCAAAAUAGAGUACAGUAAUGUAUCUAUGAAAUGUAUUUUUUCUGAUGUUAUUGUCAGAUUAUCCAGCCUCGUCAUUAUUUGACUAGUGUAGUUGUACCUGUGUUGUGAACAGAGAAAUUUUUAGAGGACAUAUUCAACAUCAAGCAAUCAUCUCAAAUUGGGUUGCACAUUUUUGGGGAAUAUGCAGAGGUGGAAACUUUCCGUGGGAAUUAACGGGAAUGAACUGAAAUAUAUGGAAAUGAAUAUUAAUACCAUUUAAAUGUAGAUGUUUUUUUGCAUUGGAUUUAUUUACCAUAUCAUAUGGAGACAGAAACAUGAACAUUUUACCUUAUCAGUAGACAUAAUUGCAAAUGAUUAAAU
Molecule: messenger RNA, 4928 nt
Organism: Oncorhynchus mykiss (rainbow trout)
Lineage: Eukaryota; Metazoa; Chordata; Actinopteri; Salmoniformes; Salmonidae
Molecular function (GO): protein binding
Source: RefSeq, a predicted model, not a curated record